This is a messenger RNA of Spirometra erinaceieuropaei, 4930 nucleotides long. NCBI's taxonomy places the organism in Eukaryota, Metazoa, Platyhelminthes, Cestoda, Diphyllobothriidea, Diphyllobothriidae. The record is from the annotation of a GenBank genome assembly.
AUGAAAUUUGAAGAAUACAUGAUUUUCUACCAGGUAAGUAUAGGAAAAGAUAUUUUUUUGCACAUAUUCUAUGCAAUAUACCUGAAUUUAUAGGGGCAUCGGAAAUCAAAGUAAAAUCAAUCUGCUAUGUCAAUACUUUUUUCACAGCUUACGGAUAGCCGAAAACAAAGGCAUGCGAAAGCCCAAAUCCCGGCAAGGCUGAAAUACUAUAGAAUUAUGUCGCACAAUAAUCAAUACCACAAACUCACAUAAUAAAACCUCCCUAACCGAAAAUGCAAUUCAGAAUUUCAGCUAGCAUCUCAUGAGAUCGGUCACUCCCUUUAAGUCCGUAUGUGACCGGGAUAAGUUUACCAUCGAAAAAUCACCUAAUGUAUUUCUCAAAGUAGGCGUUAUUCAAUAGACUUUUUGAUUUACACAACCUUCUACUUUUCCUUCCUUCUGUCACGUUGUUAGGUGAACUCUUUCUGUCGAUUAAUCUGCGCGUACGUCCCGAACUGUGCUCUGGCGGCUUUUUAUAUUGAUCUUCUAAACAAAUUCAACAUACAGUGUGUUCCUUAUGCGUUAUGCAUGUUAUGCUGAGACAGAAAACGGCCGAGGAUUCUUCGUGAACACUUUAGUGAGAAUAAAUUGCAUUUUUUAUGCUUGUUUUGAAUUCUUGCCGUUAGCAAAACACCUCAGGCAUUCGAGUAUUUAAUAAAUGCACGGAAAAGCACACCCCCGGCCAUGCAAACUCCACUUUUAGUUGACAAAUUUACUUUCCGUACUGUCAUUAUGCGCUAAUUUUCUAAUUCACAAGAACAUAAAUAUUCGAGCAAUUCAGUAGUCAGGUUUAAAUCUACUCUGAAAUAUUGCAUACCUGUAGCUCCGAGGCAAAGAAGGAGAAUCAGUAGGAAACAGAGGCUGCGCAUUCUAUUUGUUCCUCACUAACGCCGAUGAUUCAUGGACCAUCGACCCUUAUAUACUAUCUGACGUAUGGAGGUGGCUCAACUGUAUCGGAGCACAGGGAACUCAAAGGCCUGAUUUAUGGAAAGUCGCAAAUCUGCACACCUGAUCUCGCUACAAUUCGAAAUAGCAGCACCGAUCAGUGGGACUGAUGUGAAUCUAGUUGCACAGUUACAUCGCAUAUAGGGAAGAAUUCAUCCAGACACCGCCAGCAGGGUUUAUUAGUGUACCCGUUGUCAUGGGAACAGUGCGGCAAGGUGGAGGCAGGAGGUGGAGGGAUAGAGCUGCUGUAGAUGGAAUGUCAUCAGUUGGGUCUGUACUCAUGGAGGUGUAGUUAUGGUACCAUUUUGUCGAGAUAGAGCUCCGCACACGGAACCUACUUAACGUCACGAACGCGAUUGAAUGUAUCCCAGUGUGCUCAAAGUCGUGGCUUGGGAGACUGCUAAACGUGGCAAUAGCUCGACCCGCCUCACAGAAGCGAGAGAGAGAGAGCAAGAAUGCGGCUCUACAUGAUGUGGUCUCUACAGCACUCGCAGUCAGAUCGGACCGCAGCUGUCCUCACCUAUGGUUGUGUAGAAAUCUGGUUCACUGUGCACCGAUCGGGCGUGUGUGCGGCAAGCCCGGACACGCACCGUCUGGCGUGGCCAACUACUGUAUCCGAGCAUGCCCUACGCCCGGUCAUCUUCACUCUUUCUUGAUAUCGAAUCCGUGUGGGCGAGGAGGAGGGAAUGCGCGGACCCUGCGCAAGGCUACAAAACUAAUUCCCAUGAAUGCCUCUGUCCCUGCACUCCCGACUCCCCUGUUGUGGGGUACACGGUGAACAUCGUCGAGGAGGACGACUGAGAAGUCACCCAGUAAGAAUUUCAAAAAAUAAGUGGCCAGAGGACAACAAGUGGAAUCAAGACUUACUAUUGCCGCCACAGGCUCGCUGGCACUCCUCAAGGCUUUCGAAACGAUUGCCAUUGCCACCGCAGCCACCGUAGAUGAAUUUUUCGCAGCGAUUCACCUCGGGAACGUAGGCGAAGCUGGGGAAGAAGCCUCUGCAUAGACCGGGCUCGACUGGCAAUGUGCAGACAUUGUUGCCCGCUACAAGUAAAACAGUUGGUGAACAUGGAUGAUCAUUUUACAGCGUUACACUACUCAAAUUAAGUCAGUGUGUGCCAGAGUUCAUGAAACAAUCGUAGCAGAUGCGAAGGUCGUAGAUUCGUACCGAAUGUUGCUGCGUGAGCUUCUGAUUAAUUUGCUUUUACCAGUUAUUGACAUGGUAACCUCUGGUCAUGCAGCACGGGAAAAGCUACUUUACAGGCGAUAAACUAACACGAAUAUAUGCUUUAAAAACUAUUAUAUAUAUAUAUAUAUAUAUCGCGUUCAUCAUCUCCCGAAGAAGACGAAGAAGAAGAGAGGGCGAAUCCAUGGACCAUCUUGUAUUCGAACUGACGUUUCGGAACCUUCCUCGUUUCCAUCAUCAGAGUAGCGUAGUUGUUGCACUUGCGGAACUCAAGACCCGCAAGUGCAACAACUACGCUACUCUGAUGAUGGAAACGAGGAAGUUUCCGAAACGUCAGUUCGAAUACAAGAUGGUCCAUGGAUUCGCCCUCUCUUCUUCUUCGUCUUCUUCGGGAGAUGAUGAACGCGAUACAAUGUCUGGACCUCGAAUCUUUACGCAUAUCGAUAUAUAUAUAUAUAUAUAUAUAUAUAUAUAUAUAUAUAUAUAGAGAGAGAGAGAGAGAGAGAGAGAGAGAGGAAGAUUUGGCAAAGGGGCGCUCAUGGAUCAUAUUACGGAACACAGUCGUCCCGUUGUGCCUUGGCGCUCCCUCUCGAGCCCUGCCAGCACCUGCAUGGCCGGGCGUUAUAUAUGUAUAUAUAAAGACUUAAGUUAGAAAAGUAUAACUAAGACAAACCACAACACGUUUAACGAAGGUAAGCAAUUUUGGGGUCAGCGAUAAAGAGGCUGACUCUCAGACUCUGUAGUGUCUGCAGCGACCCCAUAUCUGAACUCAAAAUGCGUAGCCCGAAAGUUCGCCACUGACGUCUGAGGCAUCUCCUAGUGAUAUGGGGUAGAGAAAUGAGAUAGGCUGGGAAAAUACUACAAGGAGCUCUAGAAGGAUUCAUUCCAUGUCCUUUUAAAUGGGAAAGAAACGCGCUGGUCAGUGUUAAGGCGAAUACUUCUACGACGGUGGACCUGCACUGACUUUAAAUGCCUGCGAUGCUGGAAGGCAUACAAAUACGAAAGAUUAUAAUCACUGCUUUCACCAUUUCGUUUGUUAGCCCUACACCGAAGUGUACAGGUCUCACAGUCAACGGAAUGCCGAUACUUUGGUAGGACAGAAGUCAGCACACCGGAAACGCACCAAUCAGAAAGGGGGCACUAACCUGCACUGCUGCUGAGCGUCAGAAGGAUUGAGAGGCAGAGAACGCUGAACAUGCUUGGUUAUCCCCUCUGUGUUGCUGUGCUUGCCCGCAACUGAGAGGUAUUUAUAUCUGCCGAGGGCAGCAAUUUGUGCGCUUUUCGCUGCCGAUGAUUGCCAAAAUUGGCGUAGCCUGUCUAGCUGAUUGAGGUGCUUCAAUGCGCGCACCGGAAGCACUGUCAAAGUGUCCGGCUGCACUUUCGCAGCAGAGACGACUGCGUAACUUCGGGACUGGCUGUAAAUCAGCUGAUCAUUGUUCAAGCAGAUCCCAUCCUUUGGGGGGCCCGGCAUGAAUGACUGCGUUAAAGUACAGUGCUUAAUUGCGGCGGAUACUAAUGGCAGACGCAGCAAUUCCGACCAUAGAUUUUAGAACCCAAUCGGUCCGAACGCUGAGGUCGGGAUCAUCGUCCACUUUCCCACCCCCGGGUUUGGGAUUUCUAGCUAUACGUAAUGCAGUUAUUUUGGCAAAAUCUCCGACAUUUUUGUGCUUGACGGUCCGAUUUUUGCAUGAGAGAGAAAGAGAGAAAGGAGAAAGUGAAUGCUUGUAGUGAACGCAAGGUUUUUUCUCACAUGGUCAAUCGAUGGCUGUCCUUUAGUUAUAAGCUAUUCAACUGUCGGUUUCUGAACGUUGAAAAAAGAGAUUGAAUCUCGAGAAAAUGUUUAUAAGAGAGGACUGUGCAACUUUGGGUUGACAUCAGCUACUGCAAAUAAACCGACAUUUUUUUAAGUAGGCUUCCCCCUCCCGAAGCUUGUCGUUAAUUAUUGCAUAAGUGGACAUUGAUUACUUGCUAUUCUUCAGGGUAGCCGAAGCAGAUAGGAGACUUUGCAAUUACGACCCAAUUUAUUACAUUCCUAAAGCGGAAGUUGCAGUCAAUGAUAUUACAUGCAGAUAUUUUAACGGUCUGCAGCUUAGCUCGAAACAUAGUUGACUAGUGUGCUGGAAAUGUCGCGUCCGUUCGCUUGCCACAAAUCAACUCACACUUCUCCAUUGUCCCAAAACACUUCAAGUUGCAACCGCACCCGCCAUAGACGUGGUGCCGUCUGUUGUGGCUAAACUGGGAAAUAUGUCUCAACCCGUCUAGACCAACACCGGUUAGCGGUGGGGAAACGAGAGCAUAUAUCCUAGGUGGCCAUGGACACACUGGACACAGAUUUGCAUGAUGGAAGACUCGCACCGUUGGCGCCUACCCAGUAAGAAAGGACCGCGAAUUCCAGGAAGCAAUGCACUCAGAUGAGACAUACAUCAAUCGUAUUUGAAGAAGAAGAAGAAGAAGAAGAAGAAGAAGAAGAAGAAGAAGAAGAAGAAGAAGAAGAAGAAGAAGAAGAAGAAGAAGAAGAAGAAGAAGAAGAAGAAGAAGAAGAAGAAGAAGAAGAAGAAGAAGAAGAAGAAGAAGAAUCGAGCACCGGAACAAUUCGUUUAUUAUCCUGAGCUUUCAGACUCGUACAGGAGUCCAUCGUCAGAGGUAGUGGCAGAAACAGGACAAGCGGCAGUUAUAAGGCACGUAGACCCAAUCAUCGACCGACGUCGCACGACUGGAGGUGACUACGAAAGGCUCUGUACGCCGGCGCCAGAUCGAUAA